CGUCACAAGAGGGCGCCGCGCUCCGCGUCUGCGAGUGUUCAGAAGAAAGAAAAACUCCUGCUGAAGCGACUGAUCUCCUCACUGUUAUAAAGAUGACGUUUAUUAAAGUGGAGAGCGAAGAUCUGAAGAUUGAAGAAGCAUUCACAGUCAAACAUGAAGAUCCUGAGGAACAAGACUUGUUGGGGCCGAAACAAGAGCGAGAACUGACGGAAAUAGAAGAGAAAGACCAGUCAUUAAAUACGGAAGAAAAAUACACCCCAAAUGAAGAGACUUCAUUACUAAACAAUGCUCAGAAAACCAAAUCUAAACGUUAUCAUUGUCAUCCCUGUGGGAAGGCUUACAGUAAAAAAACACGCUUUACCUUACACAUGAGAGUUCACACUGGAGAGAAACCUUUUAGCUGCCAACAGUGUGGAAAAGCUUUCAGACAGAAGCCAGCCCUCGAUGUUCACAUGAGAGUACACACCGGAGAGAAACCCUUCACAUGCCAACACUGCGGAAAGGGUUUUACUCAAAAAAAAGAUGUUAAAAAUCACACGAGAAUUCACACCGGAGAGAAACCUUUCACAUGCCAACAAUGUGGAAAGAGUUUCCGUAUAAAACAGUCCUUGUAUGGUCACAUGAGAGUUCACACCGGAGAGAAACCGUACACCUGCCGUCAGUGCGGAAAGAGUUUUGCUCAAUAUCCGACACUUAGUCACCACAUGAGAGUUCACACCGGAGAGAAGUUGUUCACUUGUGAACAGUGUGGAAAGAGUUUUGCUUAUAAACAUAGGCUCAAGAUCCACAUGAGAGUUCACACCGGAGAGAGGCCUUACAAAUGCUCACAGUGUGAAAAGAGUUUCAUUCAGAAACUAACUCUUGACAUUCACAUGAGAGUUCACACCGGAGAGAAACCGUUCACUUGCCCACAAUGUGGAAACACUUUCACUCAAAAAGGAAGUCUCAACGUCCACAUUAGAAGUAUUCAUGGGUCCGCUCGGAAACAAAAACCCAAAGUCCAACGCAAGACCUAAGUGGUUUUGGCUUAUGCCACGGGUGUCCAAACUCUGUUCUAGAGGGUCAGUGUCCUGGAUAGCUUACCUCCAACUUCCUUCAACACACCUCCCUGGAAUUGUCUAGGGCUGCGUCCGAAACUGCUUACUACUCAGGAGGUACUGCAUUUGAAUUUAAACAUAUUACUCAGCCGUUAGAAAAGUACGUUCUAUAUAGUAUGAAUGUGAGCAGUGUGAAUGGAAUUCGGACGUACUACAUUCCCCAUUUUGUCAUGGUCACGUGACCUACCUGCGUCAGUUGUGUCGCUUCAAUCCCAUUCAUGAAUUCUCUCGCGGGGCAUCAUGGGAUAGCGCAGCAUGCAUGGGAUGCGCACUUCAAAAUCUCGCCGGAAGUAGUAAGUCAUCCGGGUACUUCUCGCAUACUGAUUUUCGAAUUCUAUGAAUUCGGACAUACUACUCGGCUCGCAUACGGUAUAGUAUUGAAGUAUGCGGUUUCGAACGCAGCCUAGUAUUCGUUGGAAGAGGUUGAUUAGCUGGUUCAAGUGUGUGUUUAAUUGAGGUUGGAACUAAAAUAUGCAGGACAUGGCCCAGCAGGACCGAGUUUGGACACUCCUGGUGUGUACCUUGGAUACAGGUCAUGUUCUGUAACAACUGCCUCAGGUUUCUGCUUUUCGUUUUUAUUAAAUAACUGUGGUUUUCUAAAUGGACCCAGUCAUACCUGAUGCCUUAAACAGAGUGUCUGUUUACAAUAAACAUUCUAGUGUAUUGAGUAGAGCUGGGCAAUGAUUAACAAUCAGGAAUAAUCUCACGGCAAUUUGUAAUUUUGGUUUAGCGGCCAAUUAGUAUGAAUUCGUACGAUCUCAUUUGUAAAAUUUAGUACGAUUUGCUCACCCACCCAAUGACGAUAGGGUUUGAUGCCACGCCUCCUUUGGGUUUGGGGACAGGAUUUGGUGCCACGCCUCUUUUUUUUAGAUUGUACCACUAAACUGACAAAAUGUAAAACAGUUAUGUUUCCUCGUGAGGUUAGGGUGAAUAAUCGCAUGAUUCCCCUCUCGAGAUGAUCAAGAUUAAUUCCAAUGUUAUGUCCAAAUAGUACUGUAUUGUGUAUUUUAACUUAGAAAAUACUGGUGAAUGAACAAAAGUGCACUACCAUUUGUUUAGCAAACAGCAGUAUUCCCUUCACACAUUAUCAGUACAUUUGAAUGUCUACACGAAUGUAAUUAAAAUAAAUUUAAACAAAAGCUAUUUGUCAUUUCCAGGACUUUGAGUGAUAAUUAAGUGUUUAUUAUGUCAGUGGUUCUCGAUUCCGAAAGCCGACUGUGUAGUCAGCUACGCCUGGAUCCACACCUGCAGGGGGCAGUGGUCUGUACUGUCAUUACACAAAGGGAAAACAUAAGCAAACUAGCAUUUAUGCAGCAUUUUCACAGUACUUCUUGCUCAGUAGUGGUGGGCAAAGCGACGAUUCAUGAAACACUGAAACAGUCAAAGCAAAUGUGUCGAAGCUUCAAAACGUUUCGAAACCCGUCUCUACAGCGACACUUAGCGGUCAUUUUUAUGUAUUGCUCUGGAAAGGCUUCAGUAAAGAAACAGUUCAGCAAGUUCCAGACUGGUAUGUGGAGAUAAUGGGUUCGAAUCCAGGCUGAUGCAGCUAUAGAUGUUUGUGUUUAAAUGCUCUGUUCUUGUAACAUGUUUUGUUUUAACAUUGAUCUGACAUUCGAACGCUUUGUGAAUAAAUAUGUCAUGUUUCGGUCCACUA
Danio aesculapii is the source of this 2751-nucleotide messenger RNA. RefSeq names its product gastrula zinc finger protein XlCGF8.2DB. The transcript has 3 exons. Lineage: Eukaryota; Metazoa; Chordata; Actinopteri; Cypriniformes; Danionidae. The coding region runs from base 93 to 1016 and encodes 307 amino acids. Gene Ontology annotation, biological process: regulation of transcription by RNA polymerase II. Gene Ontology annotation, molecular function: RNA polymerase II cis-regulatory region sequence-specific DNA binding; DNA-binding transcription factor activity, RNA polymerase II-specific. Gene Ontology annotation, cellular component: nucleus. The record is from RefSeq and is a predicted model, not a curated record.